This is a messenger RNA of Cicer arietinum (chickpea), 2370 nucleotides long. RefSeq names its product heat shock cognate 70 kDa protein 2-like. The record is from RefSeq and is a predicted model, not a curated record. NCBI's taxonomy places the organism in Eukaryota, Viridiplantae, Streptophyta, Magnoliopsida, Fabales, Fabaceae. Gene Ontology annotation, molecular function: ATP binding; ATP-dependent protein folding chaperone.
ACCAAUCAGAUCUUAGAACUCCACGUUGUAUACUAAUGGAAUAUUCUAGACGAAUUUGAAACCCUAACUAUAUAAGCUAACUCACACACAUUGUGUUCUUCCUCUUUCACAUUGAAUCACAGUGUUGGUGCUGUGAUUUUGCAUCAUUUCCUCUUAAAUCUUUUUCGUUACGUGUGAAAUCCAAUGGCCGGAAAAGGAGAGGGACCAGCUAUCGGAAUCGAUCUCGGAACCACUUACUCUUGCGUUGGUGUUUGGCAACAUGAUCGCGUUGAAAUUAUUGCCAACGAUCAAGGUAACAGAACCACCCCGUCUUAUGUCGGUUUUACUGACUCCGAGCGUCUCAUUGGUGAUGCCGCAAAGAAUCAAGUCGCCAUGAACCCUAUCAACACCGUUUUCGAUGCUAAGCGGUUGAUUGGUCGUAGAUUCAGCGAUGCUUCUGUUCAGAGUGAUAUGAAAUUGUGGCCAUUUAAGAUCAUUUCUGGCCCUGCUGAGAAGCCCAUGAUAGGUGUGAACUACAAGGGUGAAGAUAAGCAAUUUGCUGCAGAAGAGAUCUCUUCCAUGGUACUUAUGAAGAUGCGUGAGAUUGCUGAGGCCUACCUUGGCACUGCUAUUAAGAAUGCUGUUGUUACUGUCCCUGCUUACUUCAAUGAUUCUCAGCGUCAAGCUACCAAGGAUGCUGGUGUCAUUGCCGGUCUUAACGUGAUGCGAAUCAUUAAUGAGCCCACUGCUGCUGCCAUUGCUUAUGGUCUUGAUAAGAAGGCCACCAGUGUUGGUGAGAAGAAUGUCUUGAUUUUUGACCUUGGUGGUGGUACUUUUGAUGUCUCUUUGCUUACUAUUGAAGAGGGUAUCUUUGAGGUGAAAGCCACUGCCGGAGACACCCAUCUUGGAGGUGAGGAUUUUGAUAAUAGGAUGGUUAACCACUUUGUUCAAGAGUUUAAGAGAAAGAACAAGAAAGACAUUAGUGGCAACCCCAGAGCACUCAGGAGGUUGAGGACUGCUUGUGAGAGGGCGAAGAGAACUCUUUCAUCAACUGCCCAGACCACCAUUGAAAUUGACUCUCUUUAUGAGGGAAUUGAUUUCUAUUCCCCUAUUACACGUGCCAGGUUUGAGGAGCUCAACAUGGAUCUCUUUAGGAAAUGUAUGGAGCCAGUAGAGAAAUGUUUGAGAGAUGCUAAAAUGGACAAAAAAAGUGUCCAUGAUGUUGUCCUUGUAGGUGGUUCAACCAGAAUUCCAAAGGUUCAACAACUUCUCCAGGAUUUCUUUAAUGGAAAAGAGCUAUGCAAGAGCAUUAAUCCUGAUGAGGCUGUUGCUUAUGGUGCUGCUGUUCAGGCUGCAAUCUUGAGCGGUGAGGGCAAUGAGAAGGUUCAGGAUCUUCUCCUUCUCGAUGUCACUCCUCUGUCUCUUGGAUUGGAGACUGCUGGUGGUGUGAUGACUGUCCUUAUCCAGAGGAAUACCACAAUUCCAACAAAGAAAGAACAAGUUUUCUCAACCUAUUCUGACAACCAGCCCGGUGUCUUGAUCCAGGUCUUUGAAGGAGAGAGGACAAGGACUAGAGAUAACAAUUUGUUGGGCAAGUUUGAACUUACUGGCAUUCCUCCAGCUCCCAGAGGUGUUCCCCAGAUCACCGUCUGCUUUGACAUUGAUGCCAAUGGUAUUUUGAAUGUCUCUGCUGAAGACAAAACUACUGGGCAGAAGAAUAAGAUCACCAUCACCAAUGACAAGGGUAGAUUGUCAAAGGAAGAUAUUGAAAAGAUGGUUCAAGAGGCCGAGAAGUACAAAUCUGAAGAUGAAGAGCAUAAGAAGAAGGUUGAGGCCAAAAAUGCAUUGGAAAACUAUGCAUACAACAUGAGGAAUACCAUUAAGGAUGACAAGAUUGCAGGUAAACUUGAUUCAGCUGACAAGAAGAAAAUCGAGGACUCCAUUGAGCAGGCUAUCCAAUGGCUAGACAGCAACCAACUUGCAGAGGCAGAUGAGUUUGAGGACAAGAUGAAGGAACUUGAAAGUGUCUGCAACCCUAUCAUUGCCAAGAUGUACCAAGGGGGUGCAGGUCCUGACAUGGGUGGUGCAGCAGCUGAUGAAGAGUACGCUCCUUCCGGUGGAAGCGGUGCUGGCCCCAAGAUUGAGGAAGUGGACUAAGUGUAAUUGCUUCUUAUCUUUAAAAUUUUCAGGUUAUUUUUAUUUGAUGCAUUUGUUGGUUGAUUAAACAGUUUGGUUUUUGCUGGAUUGCGGAAUUUGUCUAUUUCUUCAUGAAUUAUUAUGUUCCUUGUUUUUCGUAUGUCAUGUGACGUAGGGUAAUUUAUAUAUUUUAUAUAUACAUUUUGCCCGAUGGUUAUUUUUGUUUGUUAUGAGAUAACAUGAAAUUAUUCAAUA